Drosophila ananassae is the source of this 1650-nucleotide messenger RNA. Its product is annotated as succinate--CoA ligase [ADP-forming] subunit beta. The transcript has a single exon. Gene Ontology annotation, biological process: tricarboxylic acid cycle; succinyl-CoA metabolic process. NCBI's taxonomy places the organism in Eukaryota, Metazoa, Arthropoda, Insecta, Diptera, Drosophilidae. Gene Ontology annotation, molecular function: succinate-CoA ligase (ADP-forming) activity; ATP binding; metal ion binding. Gene Ontology annotation, cellular component: mitochondrion; succinate-CoA ligase complex. The record is from RefSeq and is a predicted model, not a curated record. Bases 499 to 1650 code for a protein of 383 amino acids.
AGCCUGGUAGCGCAUUUGGUUUGGGACCAAAGGGUCGGGAGUUCAAAUCUCUCCGCCCCGAUGUUAGUACGAUUGUAAAAACGCUGCAAUAUAAGAGCAAUCUCCAUCAGUAAGCAAGUAGCUGACACUGGAAUGACAUCAUUUACCAUGUAAAUUGUGGCAUAUUAUAUUUUAAUGCUCAAGUUUAUAAAAUAAUUGACAAUGUUAAUUUUCUAAUUUAUAAAUAGAUUUUGAAAUGAUUACCGAAGGAGGUAUAGAGUUUGAUAGAAGUAUCAGUCCAUUAUGGUGAUGUAGACAGAGCUCUUCCAGUAUUGAAAAAAACAAUUCAAAAGGAAGGAAGAGGGUUGAAAAUGAAAAAACAAUAUCAUGAAAAAAAAUCAGAAAAAAGAGCUAAAAAGAAAGCUGAAGCUAAAAAAAAGAGGUACCAACAAGAGUGCAGAAGGCAGCGUUAUGGUUGGUAGUUUGUACUCAAGUUAAUAGUUUAUCAUUGGUUAUUUUAUGAAUAUUCACGAAUAUCAAGCGAAAGAAGUUUUACAUAAAUUUAAUGUCUCAGUGCCAAAAGGUUUUGUUGCUACAUCUGCGGAAGAAGUAAAGACUCAAGUAAGUCAAUUAAAAUCUGACGUGUUUGUAGUUAAAGCUCAAAUUCAUGCAGGUGGUAGGGGUAAAGCCGGUGGCGUAAAGCUAGCAAAGUCAGCUGAAGAAGCUCAACAGUUUGUAAAGGACAUGAUUGGUAUGACUUUAGUUACUCAUCAAACAGGGCCAAGCGGGCAGCAAGUAAGAAAAGUGUACGUUGAAGAAGGCUCAAGCAUUAAGAAAGAGUAUUAUUUAAGCCUGGUAAUCGACCCGAAGCUCAGUAGGCCAAUAUUCAUAUUUUCCUCAGAAGGUGGAAUGGACAUUGAAGAAGUGGCGAAAAAUUCUCCCGCAAAAAUUGUGAAAUUUGAUAUUGAUUCUGCUACAAGUUUUGAUAGCAGCAAGUUAAGCAGCAGUUUUCAUUUGAGUCCAGAACAAAUAGAAAAAAUAACAAAUGUUGCAAAAAAUAUAUAUGAUGCGUUUAUUGCAACUGAUGCGAGCCAAAUUGAAAUUAAUCCACUGGUUGAAACAAGUUCUGGAGAUUUUAUUGCGCUCGAUGCGAAAAUUAAUUUCGAUGAUAAUGCUUUAUAUCGUCACCCAGAAAUUAUGGAACUUCGUGAUUAUGAUGAAGAAGUGAAAGAAGAGAUAGAGGCUUCAAAGUAUGGGCUCAGUUACAUCAAAAUGGAUGGCAGUAUUGGUUGCAUGGUAAAUGGUGCAGGUCUUGCUAUGGCAACAAUGGAUAUAAUAAAAUACUACGGAGCAGAGCCUGCUAACUUUUUGGAUGUUGGUGGUGGAGCGAGUAAAGAAACUGUAACUGAAGCAUUUAAAAUCAUAUUGUCUGAUAGCAACGUAAAAGGAAUUCUGGUUAACAUAUUUGGUGGUAUAAUGCGUUGCGAUAUUAUCGCAAGUGGAAUUGUUGCGGCUGCAAAAGAAAUGAGCAUUAAAGUUCCUCUAGUGGUUAGAUUAUCAGGUACUAAUUUUGAAGAAGGAAAAAAAAUCUUAGAAGAGUCAGGAUUAAAUAUUAUUGCUGCAGAUGAACUGGGUGAUGCUGCACAAAAGAUAGUAAAAGAGGUAAAAUAA